CCACGAGCCACCACGCCCUGCGCUCUGGGACCUCUGUGCUCGCUGCCGCAGGCUUGUGGCCGGCUGCGGGAGCCUCGGAGGAGCCCCGGGCGCGGGGCGCAGGGCCCAGGCCGCAGCUGCGCGCCGCCCACCGCGCACCCUUCCGUGCGGGGCGCGCCGUCCCUGCCCCUCCGCGCCGCGUGCUGCACCUGGCGCCACCAAGCCCUUCCCGGGCCGCGUUUGCCGCCUCGGCGAGGGAGCGGACCCGGCCGGUGGAACGGUCCUCCAGCAGGCCUGGGGCGAUCGCGAUCGCCAGGCGGUGGCCUAGGGCCUAGGGCCUGAAAGGUAGAGGCACCCAAGGUUUUGUCAAGGAAAUCGCAGAGCGCCGUGGAUGGAGUCUGACUUCCAGAUCGCGAGGAAUGAAGGCAGCAGCAAAUGCAUUCGGUAUUCGUACUCGCAGAUCUGAGCAUUUUAAAGAAUGAAUGUAAAGAACCACAGAAAAACCAUCAGCAAAUGAUUUAAUCUUAUCUGAAACUCAACAGAAAUCGUAAGCAUCAUUUUUGAUAAGCACAUACUGCUGAGUGUUCAUUUGGUGAAACUGAAGGUCCUUCAGAAGAAAUAAAUUAAGAAGAACCUGCGCUCCAUCAGUCUUGUCAGCCGCUGUGGAUGGCCCUGGCUCUCUUGGCUGCCCUUCCAAGUAGGAUGUCACUGAGGUCCCUUAAAUGGAGCCUCUUGCUGCUGUCACUCCUCAGCUUCCUGGUGAUGUGGUACCUCAGCCUUCCUCACUACAAUGUGAUCGAGCGUGUGAACCUGAUGUACUUCUAUGAGUAUGAACCAGUUUACAGACAAGACUUCCGCUUCACACUUCGAGAGCAUUCAAACUGCUCUCAUCAAAACCCAUUUCUGGUCAUCCUUGUGACUUCGCACCCAUCCGACGUGAAAGCCAGACAGGCCAUUAGAGUUACGUGGGGAGAGAAAAAGUCUUGGUGGGGAUAUGAGGUUCUCACGUUUUUCUUAUUAGGCCAGCAGUCUGAAAGGGAAGACAAAAUGUUAACACUGUCCUUAGAGGAUGAACACCUUCUCUAUGGUGACAUAAUACGACAAGAUUUUUUAGACACAUAUAAUAACCUGACAUUAAAGACCAUUAUGGCAUUCAGGUGGGUAACUGAGUUUUGCCCCAAUGCCAAGUACAUCAUGAAGACAGACACUGAUGUUUUUAUCAAUACUGGUAAUUUAGUAAAGUAUCUUUUAAACUUAAACCACUCAGAGAAGUUUUUCACUGGUUAUCCUCUAAUUGAUAAUUACUCUUAUAGAGGAUUUUACCAAAAAACUCAUAUUUCAUACCAGGAGUAUCCUUUCAAGGUGUUCCCUCCCUAUUGCAGUGGGUUGGGCUAUAUUAUGUCCAGAGAUUUGGUGCCAAGAAUCUAUGAAAUGAUGGGCCAUGUAAAACCCAUCAAGUUUGAAGACGUUUAUGUUGGGAUCUGUUUGAAUCUGUUAAAAGUGGACAUUCACAUUCCAGAAGAUACAAACCUGUUCUUUUUGUAUAGAAUCCAUUUGGAUGUCUGUCAGCUCAGACGUGUGAUUGCAGCUCAUGGGUUUUCUUCUAAGGAAAUCAUCACAUUUUGGCAGGUCAUGCUAAGAAAUACCACAUGUCAUUAUUAACUUCACACUGUACCAACCGCCUAGUGCAGGGCAGCGCACUCUGUGGAGUGUUAGAGCUGGUGCUGUAGACAACUCCAGAAAGCUCAGUGUGCUGGCUCACGCUGAAGUGGCACUCAUGGAGACGGGAGGGCCACACUGUACUUGGGACACAUUUUGAUAAAAUUCAAGUCAGGUCUUUUAAUGGCAUUUGGAAGAAUGAAACAUUUAUAAAGGCAUCAGAGGUACUUGUUCAUAAAAUUAAUCAGACUGAACAAUUUGAACAUGUCAUUCUGUAGACUAGAAUUUCUUCAAAGGGUUUCUCUGAAUUAUAAGCUCAUUCAUGUAUAACAAAGCAUUGUGGAGUUCUAUUUAUUGAACAAUCCAAGAGUUUAGUGUGUAUCUUACGUGGAUUACCAGUUUUUUAAAAAAUAUGUAGUUCUUUGUAAAGCGACUUCACUGGUUAUACUGAACAAAAUUUCAUUGUUUUUAUCACUUGAUAGAUCUUCAUGAUCUGAUUGCAGAGUUAUCAACUAUUUAAUGUUAGUUCAGACUUUCUGGAUGUUUAAAUGUUAAGGUGGUUUCAAUACUGUAAAUGGAAUAGUGAAUCACCUUUUAUAUUUGAACUGUGUUCCAUUUCACUGAUCAUUUUAUUAU
Octodon degus (degu) is the source of this 2274-nucleotide messenger RNA. It is a transcript of the gene B3galnt1, whose product is annotated as beta-1,3-N-acetylgalactosaminyltransferase 1 (globoside blood group). Gene Ontology annotation, cellular component: membrane. The coding region runs from base 646 to 1641 and encodes 331 amino acids. NCBI's taxonomy places the organism in Eukaryota, Metazoa, Chordata, Mammalia, Rodentia, Octodontidae. Gene Ontology annotation, molecular function: N-acetyl-beta-D-glucosaminide beta-(1,3)-galactosyltransferase activity. The record is from RefSeq and is a predicted model, not a curated record. The transcript is spliced from 5 exons.